ACAUUCAUUAAAGAUAAAAAAUAUUGCACAGUUUUCAAAAAACUUGAUGGACUUCUUCUAAAAACUACUAUUUCUGUCAGAAAUAUACCAUGACUUUCAUGUACCAAUCAGUCUGUCGUACACUCAUAAUACAUGUACUGUGUAUAUGCUUUGUACUUUAAGGGGAAGCCUUAUAAUGAUCAUGGACAUUGUACUAACUGAGAAUGUCAUUUCUCCCUCUCUUUGUUUUUAAUAUAAUGACUAAAAUAGGCUGUAAUGGAAAAGAUUCAGUGAGAAAUUAUCUUUGAUAUUUUAUGAUCAAAGCCCUGACAGUGGUGUUAUUGUAUAGUUUCUGAUUCAUCGUGAUGAAAAAUUAACUCAAUUAUCAAAAAUAAACUAAUUUUCAUCCGCAGCCUCAGGGUGGGACUGGUGUCCAAUACCACAUUGUCGAGUCCAUAAUAUAGUCACUGUGUGGUCAGUGUACAGAGAGACUGCAGUAGGGAAGAUUAAUAAAUCAUUAAUUGGCACAAAUUCCAAUAUUUUGCCAGAUUUUGGCCCACAGGGAAAAAUUGUCAAUGUGUCAUGGAGAAAUGUUUGUGUGUCAUUCCUUUAAAGGCAACAGUUGGAAUAUCUCAGCUCCGAUUCACUGCUGGAAUGUUUUAUUAAUUUUAAUAACUUUAAAAUAGAAAUAAUGGGAAAAAAAGUGGUUGGUGGAUGUGAAAAGUUUAAUUGAAUGUAAAUUUGAAUCUUGUAAACAGGGAAACGCCUAUUUUUGAAAAAAAAAAAAAAAAAAAAAAACCUGAAAUGAAAUAUAAACAAAAACAGUUAAGUUUGGAGAAAUUACUCUUUAAAAUAAUAUUGCAAAAAUAUGAAAGAAAACAAUUAAAUAAAUAAUUAAUUAACUAUAGGUAUAUUUGCUUGUUUUUCUUCAGAAUUGAUGCACACUUUUCGGAGUUAAUUUGUUAAAACACAGUUUAAACCAAUGAAAAUUAGAAAAAUUAGUUUCAUGACUUAAACAAAACAAGUCAAAAUUUCCCAGUGAAAACAAGAUGUAAUCAUAAUCCAGUUUUGUGUGAAAUGUGAAAAAAUCAUCCUUUGAAGUUUGGAAAAUGAAGAAAAAGAUUGGUGAAUUAUACAAAAACAGUAUUUGAUUGUUAAAAAAAAUGUUUGUGGUUAUAAGUGGAUUGGAUGAGAAUGAACGCUGUGGCUUUUUUCUAUAAUGGAUUAUUAACAAAAUGUCAAGUGCAAAUGAUAUUUUUGUAUAAUACAACACUUGAACCCCAUUAAAUCAUCCAAAUGUGGGAGAUUAUAGUAUCAUUCACACACGUUAACAUGAAAUUGUUUGCUAUUUAAGAUGAAAAUCAUCUUGAAACUUUUUAAUUUUAGAAACUGUCAUUAGUGGUUCAAUUCAGCUUUUAAGAAUAAACCGUGUGUUUAGAAUUACGGAAAGUAGGUUCAGAGAUCUCAAGUCGAAAUAAUAAAAAGCGUACAUAACAUACAGUUUGAUUAACACUGACGCAAACACUUCUAUUAAUGUGAUGUAAUAUCAAGAAAAGUAAUGAUAUUAAAUAAUUAAUAAUAAUCGGGAUGUUUUUCUGCUCGAGGUUACAUAAAAUAAUAAUGGAAAGUUGUUAAUUUAAUGUCGGAUUUGUAGCCUUUUUAUCAGCGCUAUUGUUUAUCAAUUAAGUCAAGGUAACGUAAAUCGGUAUGUAUUAUUCAAAGAAAGAAAGUAGAAGUAAUUAUUGUUACAUGAAAGAUCAAUGGGUUUGGUAGAAUUGCGAGAAUUACAACUGCCGCUGAUAAAAUCAUACUUUGUCAAGACUACUAUAGAUCAAGACUCCAAGUGUAAUUAUUUUUCUUUUCUGGAAUUACUGUGGAGCUUAAAAAAGUAACAAUUAGUAUUGUUCUUGGGCAGUUAUAUUUUUUUCUCAUUCUUUUAUUUUUAGCUAAGCUGUUUAAUAUAUUUAGUCUGUUCAGAAUUAGACUCAUUUAUAUAGACAUAAUUAUAUUCAAAAUUAAAUAUAUUUUUAUAAAUGCUGAUUUGCAAAAGUCGCUGAAACAUUCAUUAAGGAUAUCUUAGGGAUUCAGUUACUUAUGAAAGGAUCAGUUUUUUUUUUUUAGAUUUUGUUGACAUUAACUUCGUCCUGUCAAGAAUAUAGUGUACAGCACCUGUGAUUUUUGACAGGUACAAAAACUAAAUUUAGAGAGAAAGUUGAAAUUGAAUACAGAAUUUGUAGGUUUAGCUCACCUUGAUUUGAUGAAAGGAUGCAGAUUUGUAAUUAACAUGUUUGAAAAACAGGUGGCUUGAAAAGGAAAUUGCAGUGUUGUAAAAACAUGCGGAUGAAUUAAUUGGAUUGCAUGCCUUUUCAAUAAUCUGUUGUACCUUGAGGUUUUUAGAUUGUGUGUAUAGGGAAAGAAAAGUGAACUUUUUAUGAAGAUAAGUUGAAAGAAAACCAGGGGAAAUUAAUGUUACCUGUUGUCAGAUUAUCAUCAGGAUAUUGUGAUGUUUUAAUUGAUAACAAAAAGAUUUAUAAAUAAUGCUUAAAAGCUUAUGCUGGAGAAGAUAUGCAGGCUUGUUAAAAUUUACAGUUGUAGGAUGAAAUAAUGAUAACAUGGAUAUAGAUUGUUGUAUAGUGUUAAAAGAAAACGAUGAAUUUUUAUUGAAUUAUGGAAAAUAAUUGUUACUUACAAUAGAAAAGUAAAAAUGUUGAAAUUUCGGAGAAGCGUUAGUAAAGCAGAUAAUGGGAGUGACGGAAACAAUAGUGAUGUUGUUAACAACAAUAGCUGUAUCCCGGCUCCAGUUUUGGAUAAUAGGAAACCAGCAAUGGAAAAUAAAAAUUCCAGAUUUGGAUUUAAUGUGAACAAAGCAGUGAAUGAGUUUUCCAUGUCCCAAAAGAUCUAUACAGACUGGGCUAACCACUACCUGGAGAAAGCACGGAGUAAACGUUACAUCUCCGACCUUCAGCAGGACGUCACAGACGGCGUUCUCCUUGCUGAUGUCAUAGAGGCUGUCACUAAUGAGAAACUUCAGGACAUAAAGACCAAACCGAAGAACAGUGCACAAAUGGUUGAGAAUAUAAACACUUGUUUGACAUUCCUGGUGAACUUGGGUGUCAACAUAGAUGGUAUAACAGCCAAAGAUAUUCGUGACGGGAACCUGAAGGCGAUACUUGGGUUGUUCUUUAGUUUAUCACGACACAAACAACAGCAAAAGACGCAGCAGCAACAGCAGCAAAAACAGGAACGUCAACAUCAAGUGGAGACUUCUGAUAACCAUAGCAACAGUAAAACAGGGAACCAGGUCAACGGAGAGGAAAACCAGUCUAGACUACCAUCCUACAACAGACAACAAGGCAGUAAAUGCCCAACAAUAGCACACCCUUCUGCUAAGGACACUGGGCAAGGUCGAAGCAAGUCUCAAGGUCAGGGAUCAAAGGGCAAGCAACAGGGUCAAACCAGUAAUGGAAGCUCACAACAAGCUACUUCUGGUGCAGAUGUGAACAGUAUAUCAGAUCCUGGAUCUUCAGCUCUACGGGCCACAUCGCCAGCAUCAACUGGUAUUCCUACACCAUCUGGGCGAGGUUUGCCACCUCGUAGUCAGUCUGCAACACCAGACAAACCACAGAAUCGUAGCAGUCAGAGUGGCUCACAGAUCCCUGGAAGCCAAGGACAAAGGUCAAAUAUUCCUGGAAGUAAACAGAACUCUAUGUUGGACAAAUUUAAACUAUUCAAUUCCAAGGACAAAGUAAAAACUAAAGGAAGUGCAGGAAAAAGUAGUUCUAAAGCAAAUAGUACAGGAAAUAGUAGCACUAGUACUAGCACAUUAAGCACAAGCUCGCGUAGUGAUACAUCUUCAUCAAUUAGUGCAAGAAGUUCAAGUUCAGCAGACGCAGGUCCUAGUAGUAGUGCAACAAGUACAAAUGAUCCAGACAGUCCUAAAUUAUCAAAGCCCCGCCCAAUAGUGGGUGGGGCUAUUUCUGGAAAACGUGAAAAUCUUGGAGGAUUAACCAUAGGUCAUCAACAAUCCAGACAGACUUCCCCCUCCCCAUAUAGUAGCUCCCUUCCCGCUACCCCUGUAUCCUCAUUACCCAUAUCUCACAGCAAGAAAUCAGGAGGGAAGUCUGGAAGAAAUAAUGAAAGUCAGUUACGCUCACAUCUGCAAUCGGGCUCACAGACCCUCACCAAGUCUUCAAAAGGUGGAAGUCUGAUACCAAAAUCUGGAGGCAAAGCCCAGAAAUCUUCAUCUACCCUGUCCCUUACUAGUUCUUCAUCUGGUUCACAAGUUCCAACUUUUGGAAGUUCACUUCCAACUGGAAGCUCAAUUCCGACUCCGGGAAUACCUGUUCCAAAUUCUUCCAUUCCAAAACCAUCUCAGUCUUCAAGCAAACUUUCUAGAAACAGUAAAGAGGAGAAAAUGAGAGGUGCAGGAUAUGCAUCACCCCAGAGUAUGAUUCCUCAAGGUCAAGGUCAGAAUCAGCAGACGGCAAGUUUACCAAAGAAAUCUCGAUCACAUGGUUCAUCUCAGCAACAACAACAACAACAGAUUCAGCAGCACUACCAGCAACAACAAGCAGCUGCAAAAUCUAAUUCCAACAAUUCAUCUCAGGGCCAAAUUUCCAAUAAUUCUCAGUCUUCCGCAGCACCACCUGUACCACCGCAUCGUAAUGGUAGUACAUCUUCGAACGGUAGUCGUCCUUCAAACUCAAAUCAACAAACAACUAAAGGAUCAUCAUCAUCACCAGUUAAAUCGCCACAAGAUGGAUCUACCUCACAGAAAACCAGGUACACAGAAAUAGAAUACACAGACGGCAAAAUAGAAAGAGUAGGUGAAGGUCAUUUUGCCAAACCGACCAAUCAGGCAGUUGUCAGUAACCCAUCAGGAAAUAGAGAUUUCAGUCAUCCAUAUUUAAUCACAUCGCAAUCAGUGAAUGUGGUGAAACCCACAUGUAGCUCACCACAUCCUAAAUCUGCAGAUAGCAAUACUCAAACGACAGUGUCGAUCAUGCAUAAUCGGUCGGCACAACCUCCGCCAUUGCCGAAAACUGAACCACCUCCAUCAACACGGACAACUGUGAACAAUAAUUCUCAAAGUUCACAGGCACAGUCAAAUACUUCAAAUAAGAUGACCAGUCAGGUCUCCAACAGCAACAACCAACCUCAGUCGCCAGGAAAGAAAGACUUGCUGUCAACGAAAAUACAGGAAUCACCAGAGGCACCAAGUACAAGUAGUUCUUCCAAUGAUAGUGUAAUUAUUAAUACAAGUGCUACAAACUCUCCCAGACUGGGUAUCAAACUUGGUUCACAAACAACACGCCCAGCGAACAAUGUUGCAAUAGUACAGCCGCAUCAUGGUGAAAAGAAAGAAACAACAUUUGAUAAAGAAAUCAGGACUGAUGUUAUUAAAGGUGAAAAACAAAACGACAGUUCAAAAGAUUUGGAUAAAAGUAAUAAAGAAAAUGCUCUUUCAGAAAAGAAGGCAACAUUUAUUGCAGACUCUGGUGAAACAUUGGACAUUAAGCCAAUGGAGCCAAUCAAUAGAAACAUGCAUUAUGCUCAAGGUUUUAUGGGAAGGUAUGCUUCUCCAGGAAAGCCACUGCCGAUUUCAGUCUCACAAAAUCAGUGCUAUGCGAUGACCGGCAUCUCACCAAACAGGAUGGGUGUAAAUCGAUCAUUAAUGGAAGCAAACAAGUUUUAUUCAGGAUCUAUAAAAAGGGCUACCUCAAGUGGCUCGGGAAGUGUCUCGUAUGACGACUACAGUUCAGAUUAUGAUACUUAUGACUAUAUAUCUGGGUACAUGUCAGAUGGCGAUAUACUGAAGGGAAAGAAUAUGGACGAUAUGUCAUCGGGCUACAUGAGUGAGGGUGGAGCUUCUCUGUAUGCACGCCGUCUGCAGCAAAGAUUCCGAGAGGGUAUGCAGGCUGUCAAAGAAUGUAUGCAGAAGAGUAACAACGUUGACGAAGACAGUUUAGUCCCAGGUUAUUGGGAAGAUAUGUAUAUGUUUGGUUUGAGUAUCAAACCAAGAAAAAUGAUGGAUAAAUGGCCAGUAUCAGUGAGGAAUGAAUUUGUUGGCAUCAUGAAUUCUGCUCAGAAUAAAAUGCGAACAAAUGGAAUGUUUUUACGAAAUUUUGAUUCAAAACGCUACCAAGAACUUCAGGCUCAGAAACAGAAAAUUUUAGAGAAACAAAAAGAACUGCUAAGAAUCAAAGAAAAGAAAGAGAAGAAAGAAGCUAAAAGGAAGAAAAAGUCAACUGAAAGUUCAGAAGAGUUACAGAGUUUUGCUGCUAUUCCAGAAUCUGAAGCUGAAACUAAUGAUGUUGUAUCUGAUGCUACAGACACAACUGCUACUUCAGAAAAUGAAGGCACAGAUAUUGAGUCAGAGAGAAGAGGGGCAGAAUGUGCAGAAGUAAAUAAUGCAUUAACGAAUGAACUGGUCAGUUCUGUACCAGAGGAAAGUUGUGCACCAAGGAAAGGUGCAGACGUUUCUAAAGAUGUGCCUAAAUCAGAAUCAGAAAUAGGAACUAAAAAUGAAGAUACUAAGCUUAAGAUAUUGGUAAAAGAAGACGGCAUGAGAAAGAAUGAAGCAGACAAAUUAAAAGAGGCAAACAUUGUGGUCAAUUUAGAGCAGCCUUCAGAACAAAAAACAGAUUCUACCAUUUAUAGUUCACAUCAGUCACCUGCCAAAGCAGUGAAAGAGUAUGCAAUUAUUGCAAAACUGAACAAAGAAGCAAUUCUCAGAGAAACUGAGCUUGUUGUUCAAAAAAGUGAAAAAUUGUUUGCUGGACUUAAUAGUGAUAUAUCAAAAGAAGAUAAAAAAAUGGCUAAACAGUCUAAAACAAAAAGUGAAGAACAAAAGAAAGGCAGUCCUAUAAAACGUGUUAAAACAAGCACAGAUGCAUAUGCUGUCGUGGAUAUAGGUGUUACAAUGUCUCUAGUGAAUGAAGUUAAUGAAACUAAAAAUGAUAAAGAGAUAAAACAAAAUUCUGAGAUUACUGAAUCUGAUAAAACAAAACCUGAUAAUAUAAAAGAUGUGAACUGUGAUGCUAAGUUCUAUAUUGAAAAUAAGGAUAAUACCUAUAUUAGGACUCAGAAUUUCAUGUCACGAAGUGCUGGUUACAAUGGAGAUAUUGAUACAUCAACAUCAUCAAUUGAACCAGAUAUUGAUAUUGUAGUAGAUCACUAUCUGGCUGCAAAGUUUAUGAUAAACAAUAAGGAAAGACUGGUGAUCACUGAAGAGCAGUUAUCAAGUCUACAGCGUAUUGGUUCAUCCUCCUCUGGUUUUGAUGACAGCAGUUCUAUAAGUAGUGGUGACAUUAGCGAUACAAUAAAUGAAAUCAGCACUGACGAGGGAAAUCUGACUGGAGGUUCAGGGCAGGAUGGAAACCCCUAUAGUAGUUUGAAACGUGGACCCAAGGACCUAUUCAGAAAUCUAACAAAUGCAAAUCUGCAUGCCUCACCCGGAAAACGGGUUCCAAAUUUAGGAACCAGUGCAUUUUUAGGUUCCGAUUAUGUGAGUGAUGUUCCAAAGCCUGGAGAAGUUCCGCAAGUUGGAUUUAGAAAAUUCUCAUUGCAAAAUAAUCGUUUGCUAAGCAGUGAUCCUGCUGAUUAUGCCUAUUUGUAUAAUGGAUAUGAACAAUGGCGUGGUGGACCAGGUCAGCCACCUGCUGGUUAUAACCAGGAGGCGUUAGGCCACUUACGAAAACUUUCACAGCCAGAUAUUCACUUUAGAUCUCAGAGUUCCACUGGUGAUUAUGCUGGCAGUGACAAAGGUUAUCCUAGUACAAAAUGUGACUCAGAAACAAACACUGACCAGUCUCAUGUGUAUGAAUCAAGUGUACGAAAAAUGCAAAACAUUCAGAAUGCACGUGGAAUUCAGGGUGGUGGGGUCGGAUAUGGAUAUCAUCGUCGACCAUUAAGUAAUACAAGUACAGGGUCUGUUGGUAGCACAAAAAGUGCACCAGGCGGGCCCAUGGGAAGUCCAGCUGGAAGCCCUGCUAAACCAGGCUCCAAUGUUGUGGGAACACGCUUGGCCAAACAUGGACUUGACCAGAUAGCUCAACAAUACCAUGCUGCUACCUCAAAACAACGGCAAGAGCAAAGUAUAGCUGCUCAAAACCAGAAACCUGGUGGUCAACAGGAAGGGGGCAAAAUACCAGAAUAUAGCAGUGCCUCACUUGAAAGGAGGAGCAAAUCAUCCAGUGCUGCUCAAACUGAUAUGGACAUGUUUAAAUCUAACUCUCUAGGUCGUAGAAAAGGUAUGGGACCUAUGAUACCACAGCCUGGCGAAAAUGGGCAGUUUAAUAGUACGAUAAUCUCUAAUCCUCAUGCAACUUACAGUAGGCCAGAUGGCAGCAGACACAAUAGCCCAUAUAGUUCAGUUCAUAUACCAGGUACUAGUUUUACUGGAAAUUAUGUGCCAUUAGAAUUUGCAAUGGGUAGUCCAAGAAAUUCUGGAAACACUGGUGGCUGGAUUCGCACAAACAGUGGUGCAGUUACUGCGGAUGGCAGACAUAUUUAUCAUCAUGUAUCCGACAGUGAAAGUAUGGAUGCCCUCAGUUCUGUUAACAGUAUAAAUGCCAGGAUCCAGCAAGCACGUGCACUCAGUGGUGCAAGUGCUCGAAUUUUGGCACAGUCAUCACAUUAUGGGCUACAGAGAUCAAACAGUAUGAAAUCAACACGAUCAGACUCAGCGUAUGCUAGCCCUCAACAUUUACAACAACAACACUCAGAAGAUCUCCCAAGUCCGCCACCUCCAACAUCGCCAACACCUAGCAACAGUUCACAUGCGUCAUCCAGGUUUACAUUCCCGAUGACAUCUUACGCAUCAGGUCAGACCCCUAAUCAACCAUUGGUGCGCUCAAAUACAAGUAGCAGUCUGCCAUAUGGAACUCCUUUGGCGUUAACAAAAAUGAAUCGUGGAGAAGAUGAAGAUAGUUUACAUGGUUCUUCCCUGUCCUUGGUGUCCAGUUCAUCAUCUGUCUACUCAACUGCUGAAGAAAAACAGCAAGCAGAGGUAUGUUUAUCAGAUUGUAUAUUAGUGAUAGAAGUUAUUCUUUCUUCCAGUGAGGAAAAGGGUGGUAACAUAGAAAGAAUACUGUUGGAUUUGAUUGAGAUUUUAACAGAAGCUGAAAUGCUAAAAUUUCGUUUGGAUAAAUCAUUAAAAAGGAAGAAAUUGCAAAAGAAAGAAUCAAAUGAAAUUUACACAGUCAAAGUUGAAGCUGAAAAUGUUAACAGAGAAGUUAAUACUACUGAAGUACCUAAAGUAUGUGCAAGUUCUAAAGUACAGAACACAUUAGAAGAGGAGCAGAAUUUUGAUCAAGAUAAGUUGAAAUAUUCCAAUUUAAAGACUGGAAUUUGUAAUAUUGAAGCAGUUUCAAGCAUUAAUGAUGAUAUUAAAAAAGACUUAGAUCUCAGUGCCUGUAAAUUUGAAAUGGCAAUGAAGGGUUCUUGGAAUGAUGUUAACAAAGCAGGAAAAGUAGAUGCAAAAGGCGAAAAGGCAGCAGAAUUUGAAACACAUAAGAGAAGUAAAAGCAGGGAAGCUAUACAAAUCAAAAAAAUCAUUCCUGAAAAUGACUCUCUGUUGAAGGCAAACCAGACUAAAUUUGGAAAAGGUUCUAGGUCAUUAGAAGACCUUGGAAUGACUUUUGGUGGCAUUGCUAAAAGUAAACUUAAAACAAAACAUAUUAACAAUCACAGUUUAACUGAUGUUAAUAAGGGUUUUGCAGGUGGAUUAGCAACUGUUCAAAAGGUGGAUGCUGGAAAUAAUAUAAUCGAAGCUGUAAAAGAUGAUAAAAGUUAUUCUGAGAAGUUAGAUGUAUCAAACAAACUUGCUACAGGUAAUCCAGAAGUUGAAAAGCAGGAUACGGAAAAGUUAAAAGAGCUUAAAUCAGUGGAAAGACAUCAAAAGUCUGUGGAAGAGCCAGACCUUCUCUGGGAUGUCUCUAAUGAUUGGAUGAAUGUGGAUAAGGGUUUUCGGUACGUCUUGUUUGGAGGAAAUGGAAUUAUUGUGAAACAUUUUGAAAAGCUUGCUGUAUUGGUUUGCAUGAUGAGCGGGGAACCAAAUGAAAUGCCGAAAUUGUUGGCCGGCUGGUUGUUGUCCUCAAAGUCAUAUGAUACAGAUACUGAUGAUGAUACCAUUGGUUCCGAUGUGGAAUGUCCAUUCGAUGCACAUGUUGUGGCUGCGUUUGAACAGAGCCUGUCCAACAUGACCCACAGACUGCAGCAUCUCACAAGUACAUCAGAACAAAAGGACUCCGAGUUGAAUGAGUUACGAGCUACAAUAGAAGCACUGAAAAGGCAAAGUGGUUUAAGUGUGCAAGAACAACCCCUGAAUAAUGGCGGCAGUUCGGGUCGUCGCCACACGACCCCGGGGAUGCUGGGUAAAGACUUGAAUGCUCAUCAUGCUCAAGGAGGUAGAGUGUUUCAUACACUCCCAAUGCCGACUGAGGGAAGUCGAAUUCAGCGUCAGAUCUCGUCGGAUUCUAUGUCAAGUAUAAACAGCAUGUCAAGCGCGUGUAGUUUCUCAAGCCAACAGUCAGCUGUGACGGACAUUGAAGCUGCCAAAAAGAAGAAAAAGAAAGGCUGGUUACGAAGUUCAUUUAGCAAAGCUUUCAAUAAUAAGAAGAAGAAUCGAAAUGGUUCCCUGUCUGACUGUGAGCAGGAUACCAAUAGUUUAAGAUCUACAUUAUCUGUUCCAAAUUCACCAUUGUUACAAGUUCACAUGCUAAACGGACAGCAUCCGCUCAACAUCAAGGGAAGUCACUCUUCUGGAGCACUGUCCGAUGGUGAAGAGUCAAUUACGAUUAUGGAGUUACGGAAACAGUUACGAGACAAAGACAUGAAAUUGACAGACAUACGUCUAGAGGCUCUGUCGUCUGCUCACCAACUGGAACAACUUAGGGAAGCCAUGAAUAAGAUGAAAAAUGAUAUGUGUGCCUUAAAGUCGGAUAAUGAUCGGUUAGCACGUAUGGUGCAGUCAUCUAAUUCUCUCAACACUUCCCAGAAUUCAUUGCAACAUCAUAACCGUACAAGCAGUGAGUCACUGGAACGAACUAUAAGUCUUACAGAAAAUACCAGUUUGGCUGACUUACUGAUACAAGAGUCCCCUGACAGAGGGGAAGGUCGGCGGGUCCCUAUUACAGUUCAUCUGGGGUCAAAUCCAGACCCAAACAGGGCAAGGGUUGAUAAAGCUGCAGAAGUUCCUAUAGGAUCAUUAGCUGUUAGCGGGAAAACUAAAUGGGAUAUUUUAGACAAUAUUAUCAGGAAGAUCUUCAAGGAAUAUGUGUUACGUAUAGACCCAGUUACAAAUCUUGGAUUAAGUGCUGAAAGUGUGUUUUCCUACCAUAUUGGUGAUAUUGUAAGAACUAAAGACUCAGAGGUUCCAGAGUUACUUCCCAUUGGUUACCUUGUUGGUGAUACAAUGCAGAUUGGAAUAUGUUUAAAAGGAACCAGACAGAACAGUGUAGACUCGCUGGCCUUUGAGACCUUAAUACCAAAGUCUAUCGUGCAGCGAUAUAUCUCACUCUUGAUGGAACAUCGGCGCAUUAUUCUGUGUGGGCCAAGUGGCACGGGAAAAACCUACCUUGCUCAAAAACUUGCAGAACAUCUUGUGCUCAGAUCUGGGAAGGAGCUUACUGCGGGAUCAGUAGCAACAUUCAACGUUGAUCACAAGACGGCGAAGGAAUUACGCCAGUACCUUGCCAACAUAGCUGAACAGUGUGAGAACACAAGUAUGGGAGAGUUGCCAAGUGUGAUCAUUCUUGACAACCUACACCAUGUUGGCUCUCUUGGCGAGGUGUUCAAUGGCUUCCUUAGUGUUAAAUAUCAAAAAUGUCCUUAUAUUAUUGGAACAAUGAAUCAAGCUACUUGCUCAACUACAAAUCUCCAGCUACAUCAUAACUUCAGAUGGGUGUUAUGUGCAAACCACAUGGAACCAGUCAAAGGAUUUCUGGGAAGGUAUUUAAGGCGCAGACUGGUUGAGGCAGAAGUGAUGACCAGUCUCCGAAACAAUGACUUAAACAAAAUCAUUGACUGGGUACCAAAGGUUUGGUUACAUCUGAACAAGUUCCUGGAGACGCACAGCUCAUCUGAUGUUACUAUAGGACCCCGACUAUUCCUGUCAGCUCCAAUGGAUAUCGGAGGAUGUAAGAUAUGGUUCACUGAUCUCUGGAAUUACUCCAUAGUGCCAUACAUGCUCGAGGCUGUCAGGGAGGGUCUACAGGUUUAUGGUAAACGUGCCCAGUGGGAAGACCCAACUGACUGGGUUCUAGAAACCUUCCCCUGGGGUAUCGCCAAAGAAGGAGAACAGAUAUUGUUGAGAAUCCGACAGGAAGAUGUCGGGUAUGACUCAGUCGGUCUUUCCUCGUCUGAAAAUAACAGUCCUAAGAUACAGAACAAAAACAAAGACGACAUAACUGUGCAGGACUCGGAAGGUGAUUCCAUGGUCAGUGAUGUAUAGUUUCCAUGGAAACAAAACAUGCAAUGCCCAUAGAUACCAGUGAUGAACAGUUUUCAUGGAAAUAUUUUAUGUGUGAAAAUGUGGUUGUCAUUUUAUGAUAUAAAUGUUACUUUUAGGUCAGUGACUUAGAAGUUGCUAUUGAAACAGUGCAAUUCCAUGGUUAAUUUGCUAUGGAAACAUGUUUUUUAUGGUCAUAUGUUGCCAUAUGUUGAUUUAUUUGUGGAACAAAUUAAGAGACAUAAAACUUGAAACCAGUGUGAUAUAACGGUAUAUGCUGUGAAGUUGUGAUGUUGUUGAGCUGGGAGGAGAUUACAGAUUGGAGAAUAUGUAUAUAACAGUUAUAAAUGUCAUAUUUAUUAUUUUAAUUGAAAACUUGUUAUGCUUGUAGAUAUAAAGUUGAUUUUGAAAUCCAGACAAUUGUGCUAAACACAAAUUUUGCCAAAUAUUGUUUUACCAAGAGAGGUUAUGGUGUAUCAAAAAGAUACAGCAAUUUGCCAGACCUAAAUACAAUAUACUGUAUAAAAACUGACAUAUAUGAUGGUCCUUAGAGUGGUGCAUUUUAGGAUCAAGACAAAUUUUGUCAUGUAAUUAUCUAUAUGAUUUAGAUUACCUUCGUUCAAAAGCAUUGUGUAGUUUAAAAUUAGUGAUGGUCUUUCAAAGAAUUCAAAUGUAAAGUGAAGUGCCAUUUUUUUCUCAAGUUUCUAUCUUAAAUUGAAAGCUGGUAUACGUUUAAAUGGAUGUUUAAGUUGUACCGAUGGUGACAUCAGUACUGUAAUUGUUACAGUGACUAUCGUUAGAUGGUUUUUAUAUUGAAAGUAUUCUUUUAUUGUGCAAUAGGGUAAAUGCAAUGUUUCUGUAGCCGUUUGUAGAUUUAUAGAAAUAGUUCAUGUCCAGUAUUGCAUUUAGGCAACUCAGAAUAAUUUUAUUCCAUUUUAUUCCUGAUUCUCUUAAUUUUACAAUAGGACAUAACUUUUUAGUAUAAUCUGUAGUCAUAUAAUUCAAACUACAAGAAAAGAUUGCAAUUUUUCUUGUUCUUGGUGCUGUCCAAUGUGUAUUCAGUUUAGAUAUGUAACUUUGUAGAAACUUUUAAGUUUUGUAUGCCUCUUUCAGAAUGUUCAUAGUUUCUUAAACAAGGACAAAAACACUUCAGGUUAGCUAUUUCAAACUUUUUACUAGAUCAGAUCUUACAAAAUGUUCUUGUAUAUGUACUGUUUCAUUCUUUGUAUUAUACUAUGUAGAAGAAGUAUGUAGGACCAAUAUGUUUUGCUGAUCUUCAUUUUUUUUAUAUAGAAGUUCUAUUACAUCUAUGUUCAAAAACCGCUGCUGUGACCAUCAUAGUGUUUACAUCAUUGUACCUCUAUACUGGAAUCAUGCAUGUCUGUCAAGUCCACUCCAUAUGAGCCAUGCCAUGAGAAAACCAACAUAGUGCAUUUGCGACCAGCAUGCGCAUCCGUGCAGUCUGGCUAGGAUCCAUGCUGUUCGCUUUCAAAGCCUGUUGCAAUUAGAGAAACCUUUAGCAAACAACAUGGAUCCUGACCAGACUGUGCGGAUGCGCAGGCUGGUCUGGAUCCAUGCUGGAUGCAAACGCACUAUGUUGGUUUUCUCAUGGCGUGACUCAUAUCUUCUUUACUGCUGGAAAAUUCUUCAUCAUCAGUUGUUAACCUCACAAAGGUCAUAUGCAGAGUGCAUAAUAUUCAAGGUCAAGGUCACACUUUGAGGUCAAAGGUCAAAUAGCCUAAUUUUGUGUACAUAUCUUUACCCCUGGUGAGAUUUUCAUGAAACUAGCAUUAAUUAUUUACUCCAACAAAGCCGAAAUUCAGUAUGCACAACCCAGUUCACUAGGUCCAAGGUCAAGGUAAUGCUUCAAGGUCAUGAUAGCAACAUUUUACUUUCACUGUAUCAAAAGUUCAACUUUUUAUCAUUACAUAAUUAUCAUUUUAUCAACAGUUAAGUGAUCAUUUAUUGAAAGUCAUCAAAGAUUUUAUGUUUUAGAUUGAUUUUUUAAUAGAGAGGUUGACAUUUCAAGAAGUGUUGGCGUAAGUAGAAAAUCCCUUAUGUUUAUAACCGAGCUGCGUUGGCCUAAUGGAUAAGGCAUCUGCCUCGCAAUCGGGAGGUUGAAGGUUCGAGCCCUGUUAGAGGUGGGACUUGUUGCUGAAGAGAGACUGGUUGGUGAGCCGCCAACUAGUUAAAUAAUGGUUAGUUACUGAUUGCCUCUUUUCCUGGUGCCUGGCAUUAAAAUAUAGUAAUUGGGUCCCAUAAGCCAACAUGGCUGGCCCUUUCAGUAGAGGUGGCACUACAAUAAACAAACACUUUACUUGUAACAAAGAUCUCCAGAAGUGUCAUAUUAAGUUUUCAUGUUUAUAAAAAUUUUACACAUUUUAAAACUUAUGUGUAUUUAACAAGAACAUUUUUAAUGUUUACAACUAAAAUGUGUUGGAAUGCAAUAAUAUUUGACAUCUCAGAUACUUGAAGAUUGAAAUCAAAAGUGAUUUUUUGAACUGCCAUAAAAAUUUGAAAUCACAACCACUCUGUUGCCUAUUAUAUCUGACUGUGUAGAUACGUAUAUGCAUGAAGUACAGUUAAUGUGAAAUUUACACACUACUAAACUAUGUUUAUUAUCAAUGAUUUUGGUGCUUAUUAAGAUUUCAUUUGAAAUAAUGUUUAUUUUACUUAACUUUUAAUGUUUGUUUAACUGUUUCUUGCCAUCACAUUAAGUUUAAAGACUUUAUUUAAGCAUUUGCAUUUUUGUUGCAUUUUUAUGCUUAUAUUGAUAUUUUACUGAAUGCAUAAAAAAAAUAUCUUUUUAAAAUAACACAAUGUCAUGUAUUUUCUUUUUUACAUUUUUCGUCAAUUCUAAUCAUUUUACUUUAUUGAUUACAACAGAACCAAUGGGAGAUGAGGUGAUAACAUGUAACAUACUGGGAAAUUUAAACGAUUUAUUUACUUUAUUGAUUGCACAGGUGUCAAGGCCACUUAUUAAAAUCAUUGGGUUACUCAUAACAUAUUAAGUAUAUCUGUUCAAAAAGUCUUAGAUAUUUUACAAUACGUAAUCCUAAGUUAAUUUUGAUUUAUUUGAUUUUAUUUACCAUUCAUUCCAAUAGUAAUCUGUUUUAAAUCUAUAUGGUAUAGUUCGGAAAAGCAUUUGUUAAACUUUGGUGCUGUAGAUUUAUGCAUAACAUCAAGUUAAUGCUGAAAGUGUGCAAGUGCCUUUUAUACCUGAUAUGCAUAGUGAUAUAUGUAGUGUCUGAAAUAUACAAGGUGGUUUCACAUAUUCAUCAAGGUAGUAACAAACACAAUGUUAAUAUAGGUAAUGUAUAUUAUGCUAAAUGCUGAAAUAUUCUGUAAAAUCAGAUACUUUUAGAAGACGAGAAUAUAAAUAAAAGCAUAUUUCCAAAAUCUGUGGUUUAACCUACACUAAAUGGUAAUAUUUGCACAUAAUUAUAAAACGUGAGUUUUCUCGAGAACUAAUUUUCUCAAAACAGUGGAAAAUUGAACCCACAUUUUUCCAGUUUUUAAACCCAGCGUGCAUCAGCAAAGAAAAGUACGAGGCACUUGCAUACUUUUAGUAACAUGAUGUUAAAUAAGGCUUCUUCUUAGUAUGUAGAAAUAUAUAUAGGGAAGCUUAGGGUUUAUGUGUAGAUAUAGCAGGCAAAACAUUCAGGAAACUACAUACUGCAGUCAGGAAAGAUCAUACUGCAGUCAGGAAAGAUCCUACUCCAUAUUCAAUUAAAAAAAACAAAAAACAUUGCAUUCAAGCAAGUCUUCUAAAAAUUUUAGAUAUACUAACCUUCAUCUUUUGGUGAUUCACUGAAAAAUCUAUCACAGAAAGUGAAAUAAAGGUCUGUUUUCAUACAAGUUGCGCAUUAUAUAUACUUUCCUGGAUGUUUUCUUGCAUACAUUUCGUGUUUCUUGUGAAUUUCUAAGGUUUUGCUACUGGUUUGACAUGAAGAAAAAAACCUUUACUAAGGUACAGAAAUUUAUGACAAGAUUGCAGCUUGUUCACAUAGAGUGAAUCUUCAGUUAGUGAGAUCAGAAACAAACUCCUUCCUGUAAUAAAUGCUACUUGCAAGGACAUUUUCAUCAGUCCUUGAAAUACCUCCUGUAGGAAGAAACAUUUACAACUGUCACAAACCAGAAAUAAAUCAUAGAAUGUCACGAGAACUUCAUUUUUUCGUACAUACCAUAAACCAUCUGCAUGAAUAUUUCAUUACCAUAACAACUUUACUAACAUACUUCAUCUUUAUGGUUAAAGGAGAAGGUUCACUUUUGUCAAAUGAAAAUGGCCUGACAAUUGAAACACUCUAAAUGGAGUAAAUUCAAAGUUUUCUUUCAUCAAGAAGUACUAUUUUAUCUAAAUGCAUGCAAUAUUUUACAAUUUAGCACUUUUAACAAUAUGGGUGUGGAAGGCAUUCAGUUUUAAGCCAAAUUUUUAAACAAAUCUGAAAUUUUCAAUAUUGGCACAGCUAUGGAGACCAUGAACCCUGUGAAAGAAGCUGGACUUCCAGUCAAAAUGCUUUUGGGCAAGAUAAUAGUUCUGUUUCCAUAAAACUAAAUUCAGUACAGAAGAUAAACAUUCUGGUAGCAAACGUAUAUUUUGUCAUUAUCAACAAUUUCAAAAUUUUCCAAAUGAAGUUGGCUAUGUAAGGAUAGAGUGAACCUUGUCCUGCUUCAUGGCAAAUAUGCUAAAUAACGAUGCAAAUCUUUAUCACAUUAUGUGGUCUUAUAUAGAUCUAAUUGUGUGGUCUGUUCUCAUAUAAAUUGUAUAUUGUUUUAAACGAGUAUAAUUCUCUAGAAAUGCAGAUAAGUCACAGUGUGUUCCAGGGACCUGAAUAUUUAUAACUGUACUGUGGUAAUGGCAUAUAGUUCCUAGGUUAUGUUAAGAUACAGAAAACACAGAUCUCAAGAUGUUGAAAUUGGGUUGUUCAGUAAGGAAGGAAUGAAAGCAUAUUUGCUUACUGUCUAUGACAUUUUCUGAUAUCAGUAACUGAGAAACAACAUUUUUGAGGCCAUUCUCAGAAGUGUAGUAUCUGAUUGGCUGAUUUUAAAUUGACCAAUGGCAAUCUUGCAUUCAGAGACUGGUCUCAGUUUUAUUGGACUCGGGACUGUGGCAAUUGAUUGUCCUUUCGAAUGUUGAAAAUUUGUACAGUAAAUGGUUUUAUUCUUAAAACUAAGCAUAAUAUUUUAAGGUUUUUACGUUAUUACAUAGAAACUGUUUUCUAUAUCUAUUAUUUCAUUAUUACCAGUCCACAUAUAUUUCAUAUGAUCAGAUAUUACGUAUACAUUGUACAUGUAGGUUACAGUUGUCCUUUUGUGGGGUUCCAAAUUUUGAACAGUUUUUCUGUUUGUAGUUUCAUUUGUACAUACAUUUUGUUAAAGAUUUUAUGUAUAUAGGUCAUAUUUAAGACAACAUUGUCAUGCAUUUCAUUACAUGUAUGUAAAACAAACCAUACUCACUACAUAGAGUACCCAGACAAGUGUGGUGAAUAAAGUUUUGAAAAUUA
Messenger RNA from Mercenaria mercenaria, 17934 nucleotides. RefSeq names its product neuron navigator 3-like. Gene Ontology annotation, molecular function: ATP binding; ATP hydrolysis activity; protein binding. The record is from RefSeq and is a predicted model, not a curated record. Gene Ontology annotation, biological process: nervous system development; neurogenesis. Lineage: Eukaryota; Metazoa; Mollusca; Bivalvia; Venerida; Veneridae. Bases 2684 to 12433 code for a protein of 3249 amino acids. The transcript has 30 exons.